Molecule: messenger RNA, 1996 nt
Organism: Scleropages formosus (Asian bonytongue)
Lineage: Eukaryota; Metazoa; Chordata; Actinopteri; Osteoglossiformes; Osteoglossidae
Gene: lactb
Product: lactamase, beta
Exons: 6
Coding region: 147-1790 (547 amino acids)
Biological process (GO): regulation of lipid metabolic process; proteolysis
Cellular component (GO): mitochondrion
Molecular function (GO): peptidase activity
Source: RefSeq, a predicted model, not a curated record
UUUGAAAUCCCGGAUUCGUUCCUUAACACGCGAUCGAUCGGGGAUAGAUUAUUUAGGUCUUCGGCAUGUAUUGACUAAUCAACGUCGUAAAUAUUAAAUGCCGCAAAUUAAAUUCUACAACUAUUUCGAAUAUUCUGUUUUUAAGCAUGUCGCAGAUUUUUUCCCGUUCGUGUACAGUUUUCAAUAUAACGUAUAGGAAUGCGCGCUCCUGUUCCUUACUGGCGAAGUCGAGCCGCCAGCAGUGGCAGUGCAGAAAAGCCUCGCCUGCGGCUGCUGUGUGGCGGCGGAACACGCGGCUCUUCGCGUCACAGCCGAGUGCCCGCGGGGCUUCGAGAGUCGCGCCGGUAUGGCUUUGUGUGCUCGGGGUUGGCGCUGGUUCUCUGCUGCUCCUCUGGCUAAGGAACGACGGCUGCACUGGGGAUCUCUGUGAGUGUGAGCACGCAGGGAAAGGUGACCAGGCGCUGGGUUUCCGUGCUGCUGUGGCGCAGAGCAGAGAUCUGCUGCGCAGGAUCAAGGAUGAGGUCGGGGCCCCAGGGAUUGUAGUUGGAGUGUCUGUGGAUGGACAUUCGAUUUGGUGUGAAGGCCUGGGAUAUGGGGAUUUGGAGAACAGGGUUCCCUGCCGUCCAGAGACUGUGAUGCGGAUUGCCAGCAUUAGCAAGCCCCUCACCACUGCAGCUGUGGCUCGGCUCUAUGAGCAGGGUCACCUCGACCUGGAUGCUCCAGUGCAGAAAUAUGUCCCUGAAUUCCCUGCUAAACAGUUUGAUGGAGAAGAUGUGACAAUAACUACCAGGAUGCUACUGUCUCACCUGAGUGGAAUUCGUCAUUAUGAGAGAGAUGCAGAAAGGGUGAGGGAGGAGAAGAUAAAGCAGACGCUCAGACUGCCAAAUGAGAGAAAAACUGAGGAGAAUGAUGGAAAAGGAAAGCAGGAGAAUGAUGGAAAAGGAAAGCAAGAGAAUAAACCCACUUCCAAAAGUAAAAAGGACAAGACUACCCAACGGAAAAAAGAAUUUGAGCAGGAAGAAUACUACCUAAAAGAGCACUUUGAGAAUAUAGUUCAAGCUCUUGACAUAUUCAAAGAUGACCCACUCAUUUUUAAGCCAGGAACAACCUUCCUUUAUUCGACACAUGCCUUCACCCUACUCAGCGCUGUGGUAGAACGGGCCUCAGGCCAGCCCUUCCUUGACCACAUGAUGGAAAUGUUCCGAAAGCUUGGCAUGCUCAACACCGUGCCAGAUGAGAAUGAUCCCAUCAUAUAUCACCGUUCCAGAUUUUACCACUUUGAUAAAAAAGGGCGUGUUGUCAACUGCCCUUACGUAGAUAACUCGUACAAGUGGGCUGGUGGUGGCUUCCUCUCAACGGUGGGUGACCUGGUGCAGUUUGGCAAUGUUUUGUUAUACAGUUACCAGAUGGCCCACAGGAAAAAUAAGGAGAACCUCCUACCUGGAUUCCUGAAGUCACAAACGGCAAACAUGCUAUGGACCCCAGUGGAGAAUACUCAGGUCUCGUGGAACAAGGAUGGACAAUAUGGCAUGGGCUGGCUGGUUGUGGAAAAGCAGCACAAAUAUGGACAGUGCAUGAAUCGAAGGCACUAUGUCUCGCACACAGGAGGUGCUGUAGGUGCCAGCAGUGUGCUCUUGGUGUUGCCCAGAGACCCUUUGGAGUCCUGGGAUGAGAUGGGCCCUCUACCCCAGGGAGUAGUUGUUGCCAUCAUCACUAACAUGCAAUCUGUGGGACUGGAAAAAACUGCCUUGAAGAUUGCUCAGGAGUUUGACCGAGCCAGGGAGGCGUGACAGCACCUUGUGUGCCUUACUGGGUGCAUCAAUGUUGACUGCCACAGUCUCACCAAAAGUAUAGACUAUUCAGUUAAUUCUAUGUGUGCUACUUUACUAAUGUCAAAAUGAAUAGAAAUUAUAUUUUAAUGUAAUUUUUAUGUAGUACACGUUUCUUUUUAAAUUGUAUGUGGAUUUAAAGCUACAAUAAACAUCAUGGUCAAGAU